This is a messenger RNA of Yarrowia lipolytica CLIB122, 2253 nucleotides long. RefSeq lists its product as uncharacterized. Gene Ontology annotation, biological process: signal transduction; regulation of GTPase activity. NCBI's taxonomy places the organism in Eukaryota, Fungi, Ascomycota, Dipodascomycetes, Dipodascales. The record is from RefSeq and is a predicted model, not a curated record. Gene Ontology annotation, cellular component: cytoplasm.
AUGCCAGAAUCGCGUCUGGACCCCAAAAACCAGGACGACCUGGCCUCCAAGCCGUCCAUGAUUCUCGACGAGCCCAGCAACAACUCGUCGACCACAGAAACCCCCACCACCACAAAACACCAGUCACUAGCAGGCUACAGCGACAGCGACAAUGAUGGCGACUCCAUUGUGUCCACGUCUUCUGUGGGCGAUAUGGAGGACCAGGGCCUGACUCCGGCCAUGUCACGCAUGUCUGUGGAGGACACAAACACCAACCACAGCGGCUCUGUGUCUGGACCUUCGUCGUCCUCAGCAACUGCCACCUCCACCAGUGUGGGAACCACGCUCAACGCCUCCAACUUCAACGUGGUGCCCCAGAAGAGCACCCACCUGCUGGAGGACCCCAAGCUGCAGGAAAUCAUGCUAUCGGACGUGGGAAUCUCGUCGCUGCUGGCCCGUUCGAAACAGAGCAUUGUGUCGUGCAAGGAGUUUGCGCAAUUCAUCAAAAAGCGAGGAGCUCUAGAACUCGACCACAUUACACAUCUCAAGAAGCUGUCGCGAAACACACGGGACGCCAUCAAACGGCCCGAGCACCGCCAGGGCACCUUCUAUCGCCAGUUUGACGAGAUUGCACGUGUGGGCGAGCGGGUUAGCGAUGUGUCCGCCACAUUUGUCACAAAGCUCAAUGCUAUGAACGACGAGCUAUCAGAGCUAGCCCGAACCACAGAAAAGACCCGAAAGCAGGUCAAGGAGACGCAUCUGCGGCACGAGAAGAACCUGGUGGACCUGGAGCAGGCUGCAGAGAAGGCAAAGUCCAAGUACGAGUCUUUGUACGACGAUCUGGAACGGGCACGAACUGGCGACCCCACAAAGAACAAGUUUGGCUUCAAAACAACCAAAAAUUCGGUCCAGCACGAGGAGGAGCUACAAAGAAAGGUCCAGGCUGCCGACCAGGACUACCAGCAAAAGGUGUCGGCUGCCCAACGGUCGCGACAGGAGCUGCUGCGGGUGCGACGACCUGAAGCAUCACGGGAUCUCAAGGAUCUCAUUUUUGAGUGCGAUAGCGGCAUGUCACUGCAAUUUCAAAAGUUCGCAAACGUGUGCGAGACUCUGGCGCUCAACAACGGUUUUGUGGUUUCGCCUCUCAAGCCUCCCGGAACCUCGACCAACGUUCGUUCCAUGCGAGAAAACGCUGCUCUCAUUGAUAACGAGAAGGACUUCUUUGACUCGGUGAUGGCAGUGCCUCGAAAACAACGGCUUAACAGAGAUGUGGUUCAGUACAAGUCGCGUGCAGGCCCCAAGUCGUCGUUCAACUACUCCAGCAGCAACAACAACACCACCUCGGUUUCCAGGCCGGUCAAGGGCCCGACCCCAUUUGCCAGCUCCUCAAACCCCUCCCCAUUCUCAUCUUCCACUCCCUCUUCGGCAGGUGUGGGACAGCGAAACGUGUCUUCGGGAACCACCAAUUCCGUGUUGCAGCCCCCAGGCGCGUCUUCUAUGACCAGCCUUGCACCUAGUGGAGCUGCUGGCACGAUCGGAGGCAUCGCUGCGUCUCGAGUGGCCUCCACUUCUUCUACCACAGCUCCUCCUCCCAUUCAGCCCACAAUCUCUAUGGACCAGCAGUCGGUGACCUCCUCGGUGGUGCCUACGCAGUUCCCCCCUGGUGUGACGGACUCCAUGCCUGUCUACGGCACUCCCAUCGAGGAUCUUCUCGACUAUGAGGGUGGAACAGUACCGAGAGCAGUGUACCAGUGCGUGCAGGCCAUUGACAAUUUCGGUCUGGAAGUGGAGGGUAUCUACCGAGCCAAUGGAAACAACUCGCAGAUCCAAGAAAUCAAGCAUCUGUUUGACACAGACCCGUCCAAGGUGGACUUGCUGCAUCCUUCAGACAACCUCAACGACAUUCAUUCGGUGGCUUCUGCCCUAAAGCUUUACUUCCGAGAGCUGCCCGACUGUCUACUAACCAAGGAGUUGCAUCAGGAGUUCAUUGAUGGCGCCAUGAUUGAAAACGCGAUACAACGACGAGACGCGCUCCAUGGAACCGUCAACAAGCUUCCCGACGCUAACUACACAACUUUGCGGUACCUGAUUUUCCACCUGUACCGAAUCCAGGAGCGCGAGGCAAUCAACCGAAUGUCGGUGGUAAACCUGGGCAUUGUCUGGGGUCCUACGUUGAUGAACACGGACUACGGCAAUGUGGCCGAGAUGGGCUUCCAGGGCCGAGUCAUUGAGACUAUUCUGGUGAACGCCUAUGUCAUUUUUGAUGCGGAGUAG